GCGACAGGGAUGGUGAAGACCAGGAUCCAGGAAAGGAGGCAGACCAGAGAGUGGAUAAUGACCAGAGGAGGAUAUCCCAGCAAGAGCCAUACAUAAGUGGAGGGACGACACUAAAAACAAAGAGUGACUGUCCAGUGCACCAAAGAUGCUCAAUUCAUUUUGGUCGUGGCCAGAGAUGCCACCUUACCCCACAUAGACAUCGAGAGUGUUUCACUGUUGGCAGACGGUCCUGGUUGCACACGAGUUGACUCCAAUUCUGGUUUUUCCAUAUAUCAGUUUCCUGUGGCUGCUUGUGGGUCCGUCGUUACGGAGGAGGCUGGUAAAAUUAUCUAUGAGAAUAGGAUGACCUCCUCAUAUGAAGUUGCUGUGGGGCCUCUGGGUGUCAUAACCAGGGACAGCAGCUAUGAUUUACUCUUCCAGUGUAGAUACACAGCCACUUCGGUGGAGACUCUUAUUGCAGAAACUCUGUCAUUGCAGAGUCCUCCUUUAUCAGUGGCCGGUCUGGGUCCCAUUAAUGUGCAACUGAGGUUGGGUAAUGGGCAAUGCCAUUCGAAGGGUUGUCAUGAAGCGGAAGUGGCUUAUAACUCUUUCUACACGGAGGCCGACUAUCCUGUGAGAAAAGUCUUAAGAGACAACGUGUACGUGGCGGUUCAACUCAUGGACAGGACCGAUCCCAAUCUCAUUCUCGCCCUCGGCCGCUGUUGGACCACCACCAGUGCCAAUCCUCACUCACUGCCGCAGUGGGACAUUCUGAUCAAUGGGUGUCCAAACAUUGACGAUCGCUACGCAGCUACCCUGGUUCCUGUUGGUCCUGGCUCUGGUGUCGACUUCCCAAGUCACCACAAGCGCUUCAUUUUCAAAAUGUUUACCUUCGUAGAUUCAAGUUCCUUACAACCCCAGAGUGAACACGUGUAUAUUCACUGUAGCACGGCUGUAUGCAACGCAGCUUCUGGCAAUUCCUGUGAGCCCAUGUGCUACAGGAGAAAGAGAGAUGUAACAUCUGUGACCCAGACAAAGGAGGAGUCAAGGAUUGUGGUCUCCGCUGGACCUCUGGUCAUGCACACAUCCUGAACAGCAUCUGGCAGAGACCACGUUUUUGCCAGAACAGUUUCACGGCAUUUGCGACCACAACACAACAAGUUGAUUAGUGGCGUGGAAUAAACAGCCGAGUAUGAAAUUGUAACGGCUGGAAAAGAACACUAAGGACGCUGAACUCUCCAAACAACUUUUAGUUUUCAUUAUUGUUUUUUUACAUAAUUUCAGUAUUCAGUAGGAUUUCAUUUUGAUUUUGAAAAUCCUCCACAAGCUGACACUUUUGAACGUUUCAACUUUAAAAGCAUUGUGACACAGAGUGAGAGCAUAAUAUUUCAUUUAAAGAAACCCUCUAAGUAGUUUUUUUCCACAUUGUGGCAGUGGUAAACUUAAAUGUAUUCCAUUAUAAU
Molecule: messenger RNA, 1442 nt
Organism: Syngnathoides biaculeatus (alligator pipefish)
Lineage: Eukaryota; Metazoa; Chordata; Actinopteri; Syngnathiformes; Syngnathidae
Product: zona pellucida sperm-binding protein 4-like
Exons: 8
Coding region: 343-1071 (242 amino acids)
Biological process (GO): prevention of polyspermy; binding of sperm to zona pellucida
Cellular component (GO): egg coat
Molecular function (GO): acrosin binding; structural constituent of egg coat
Source: RefSeq, a predicted model, not a curated record